This is a messenger RNA of Scheffersomyces coipomensis, 1108 nucleotides long. It is a transcript of the gene SHM1, whose product is annotated as glycine hydroxymethyltransferase. Gene Ontology annotation, biological process: tetrahydrofolate interconversion; folic acid metabolic process; L-serine catabolic process. The record is from RefSeq and is a predicted model, not a curated record. Gene Ontology annotation, molecular function: glycine hydroxymethyltransferase activity; serine binding; pyridoxal phosphate binding. Gene Ontology annotation, cellular component: cytoplasm. The annotation marks the transcript as partial. The transcript has a single exon. NCBI's taxonomy places the organism in Eukaryota, Fungi, Ascomycota, Pichiomycetes, Serinales, Debaryomycetaceae.
UAUGGGAUUAGAUUUACCUCAUGGUGGUCAUUUAUCUCAUGGUUAUCAAACUCCAACCACUAAGAUUUCUUAUAUUUCAAAAUAUUUCCAAACUAUGCCAUAUAGAUUAAAUGAAGAAACUGGUAUAAUUGAUUAUGAUACUUUAGAAGCUAAUGCCAUUCUUUUUAGACCAAAAGUCAUUGUUGCAGGUGCUUCUGCUUAUUCAAGAGUUAUUGAUUAUAAAAGAAUGAGAUCAAUUGCUGAUAAAGUUGGUGCUUAUUUAUUAAGUGAUAUGGCUCAUAUUUCAGGAUUAGUUUCAGCUGGUGUAACUGAUUCUCCAUUCCCAUAUUCUGAUAUUGUUACCACUACAACUCAUAAAUCUUUAAGAGGUCCAAGAGGAGCUAUGAUCUUUUUUAGAAAGGGGAUUAGAAAGGUUACUAAAAAAGGUAAAGAAAUUCCAUAUGAUUUAGAAAGAAAAAUUAAUUUUUCAGUUUUCCCAGCUCAUCAAGGUGGUCCUCAUAAUCAUACUAUUUCAGCUUUAGCAGUUGCUUUAAAACAAACUAGUUAUCCUGAAUAUAAACAAUAUCAAAAAUAUGUUGUUUCCAAUGCUAAAUCCUUUGCUGAUGCUUUAGUUUCCAAAGGAUUCAAAUUAGUAUCUGAUGGUACUGAUACUCAUUUGAUUUUAGUUGAUUUAAGAUCAAAAAAUAUUGAUGGAGCCAGAGUUGAAGCUGUAUUAGAAAGAGCUAAUAUUGCUGCUAAUAAAAACACCGUUCCAGGUGAUGUAUCUGCUUUAUUCCCAUCAGGUUUAAGAGUUGGUACUCCAGCCAUGACUACUAGAGGAUUUGGAGCUGAAGAAUUCGAUAAAGUUGCUGGUUUCAUCGAUAGAGCUGUUGAAAUCUCCUUACAUUUGAAAUCUCAAGAACAAGGUAAAGUUGCAAAGGAAUUACUUGCUUCAUUUAAACAAUUGGCUAAUGAAAGUGAAGAUGUUAAAGCUUUAGGUAAAGAAGUUUCUGAUUGGGUUUCAACUUACCCAGUUCCAGGUGAUUUAUAGGUUUAUUUUUUCUAUAUAUUCUCUUCAUGUAAUUAUCAUUAUACUUAAUACACACUAAAAAUAAUUUAAACUAAUUUU